Messenger RNA from Verticillium nonalfalfae, 2751 nucleotides. RefSeq lists its product as uncharacterized. The transcript has a single exon. NCBI's taxonomy places the organism in Eukaryota, Fungi, Ascomycota, Sordariomycetes, Glomerellales, Plectosphaerellaceae. The record is from RefSeq and is a predicted model, not a curated record. The coding region runs from base 1 to 2751 and encodes 916 amino acids.
AUGCCUCGAGCUGGCUUUAGCGAUUUUGACUUUGACAUUCAUGUCGACCCAUCCUGCCUGCGCACGCCCAUGGAAGACCACACACCUGCCUCCCAGGACGACAGCUACAGGGCCGAACCCGCAACGCCAGCAACCGAUGGUACGAGCCAUCAGCACGAGAAGGCUGGUCUCGUAGCCAGUUUGCCCCAUCAGUCACAGGACGACAGCCUCGACAUGUCAGCCCACGACCCGUCCAUCGACACGGCAGACUUCGCAGACCACGACGACCGCCGCGUCUCGGGUCGAACCGACGCCCUCAUCCACGCCGCCGCCCAAGCAGUCGUCCAUCAGAUCGAGCGCAACCGCCAUGGCGAGACGGAGGAGGAACACUCUGUGCUGAGCUCCCACGUCAAUGACAAUGACACGGUGGAGGGGACCGAGGUCAGCUACGUCACCGAGACGGACGGUGACCGCCGAGACUCGCGCGACUCUCGCAACUCGCGCGGAUCCUUCGUCUCGGAAUCACAGGCCAGCCGCCACGACAGUGAUUCGCAUGACGACCGCGCCGGCGACAGCUCUUCACACCACGAGGCCGACUCGGAAGUGUUCAGCGACCGCAGCGCCCGGAGCUCGCUCGGCUCCUUCGAAGGAUCUCUGCACAAUGGCAUGAAGCUCCUCAAGAGGAGCCAACACGUCGACGACGAAGACGAGACGCGCACCGAGCACUCCCGUAUCUCGGACUUCUCCCAUUACGACCCACGAGAAUUCCAACCUACACUCCGAAGCACCCCACGCCCAGCGUUCCACUCCACCUCAGACGUCCGCGCCCUCCAAAUGUCCUCGCCUGCUCCCUCGGUCUUUGGUGGCUCCCCUCGAUCCUCGAAACGCCCCCACAUGCCCACCAUCUCCCGCCUCGGCAGCCCCUCCAUGUCGGCCCAGUAUUCACCCAAGGGCCGCACCACGCCUUCCCGCCUGAAGCCCCGCAAGACGACGCCCCCGCUCGUGCUCCUGCACGCCACACUGUUGCCGCUACGUUGGCCCUGGGCCGAUGUCCUCGAGGCAGCACCGUCGGACGUUCUCUCUCCCGAGGCCAAAACCUUGCGUGACUACUGGCGCCGCCUGCACGACCGCCUCGACGACACCGUCUGCGACCGCGGCGUCCUUCUACCCCACCCUCAGAACGACUUUGAAGUCCUCGAGGAGCGUCUGCUGGACGCCCUCGACUUGCCCCUUCGCCGCCGUGCCCGAAUCCUCGAGUGCGGACAUUAUCUCGGGCCUUCCAACGAGGCAACCCUCACCGAAGAUCUCGACAGUGAGGAGGAGGACGAGCCGGAGCUCCGCUCUCGCCAGAGCAGUUCACUCCCGAGGAAGAGCCUGCACGGGCAGACGCACUGGUGCACCACCUGCCAUCACGAGAUCAAGUUUGAGCCCCUGGGCCCCGGCAAGAUCUUCCGCGUCAAGGUGUACGCCAGCAACGGUCUCAUAAAGGCGGGUGCCUGGGACGCCUGCUGGAAGGAGAUGGAGCGUGUCGACGUUGAGAUAGAGCCCAUCAUCGAGGGUGGCGUGCUGGACGAGCUGGAAAGACUUGCCAUCGAGCAACGAGAGGCUGCCGAAGCCGCCGAGCGCGAGGCUGACGAGGCCGCUGCAGCCGAGGCCGCCGAGGCUGCCCUCAUCGAGAGCUCCAUGAUGGAGAAUGGCUACACUGAGCAUGCUGCUCUGCCAGCUCUGGCCAUGGCAUCACCCCUCCCGGCCAUCAGCCCUGCUGAGCCAACACCGCUCUCCUCGGAUACCGUCUCCCGUCAUGACCAGCUCGAGGAGCGUCGUUUCCGUGACGAAGCCCGUAUGCGCGAAAUCUACGGCGACACCCCUCAGCCAACCAUGUCUCACGCAGGAUCAACCGAGCCGACUCCGGACAGCUAUAUCCCGGGCCCUACCCCCGUCUCGCCGUCAGAAGAAGCCCGUGCCCGACGUGAAGCAAGGCGUGAGGCCGCUCCACCGCCCCUUCAGAACGCUUCUCUCCCCGAGCUCCUCCUCGAGGCCGCACGCGUGAUGCUGCAGGAUCGGAAGAAUGUGGCUCUCGUGCUCUUGACCUUGCUCGUCCUCUUCUUGGCUGUCAAGCCGCCUGUCCGCGAUGACAUGCGCAUGUACGAUUGGGAGAGCAAAAUACCUCACAACGAUGCUGGCAUGCCCGAGGUCGUCGAGAUCAAGACAGUGGCCGCAGCACCGGCAAUCCAGCCAGUCGUGGAACCUGCUGUUCAACCUGUCGUGGAACCGGCCGACGCAUCCUCAUCCGCAGUGGUCGAGCCGAACACGGCACAGGAUCCCUGCCAGACGCCCAGCGCAGCCACCGCUGCCGACGUCAGGCCUGAGGCUGGCGCUCCGGUCGACGAAACUGUCACCUCCCGCGAAGUCGUCCGUGUCGUCGAGACGGUCACAGAGACCGAGACCGUCAAGGCCUUUGUCACAGAGGAAGCACCGUCCCCCUCGACGGUGCCCACCGAAGCUGCGCAGCCUGCACCAGAGGAAGAGCAGGUCCAACUCGAGCACAAGGACGCUUCAGGAAGCGGCUCGUCCGGCGACGCGCCAGCGGCGUCUGUCGUCGACGGCGAGGACGAUGCAGAACCGCGACUCGUACCCGAAGAGGUCGAGGCGUCUAGCCUAGCGUUCGAGCCCGAGGUCGACACCGAAGCCGAGACUGGCUCUGCCGACGAUACCGUCAAGCAGCAGCGCCAGGAGGAGCAGCAUGGCGAGCAGGACAAGCAGGAGCUGUAA